This is a messenger RNA of Linepithema humile (Argentine ant), 1664 nucleotides long. NCBI's taxonomy places the organism in Eukaryota, Metazoa, Arthropoda, Insecta, Hymenoptera, Formicidae. The record is from RefSeq and is a predicted model, not a curated record.
AACAGCAAAAACAAGCUUAAAACUGAAACCUAAUGUGUCAUCGUCAUUUGGUUCUACGAAAUCAUUUUAGUAUUUGUUGUCUGUACACAGUUAUAAUUCUUACUUUACGAUAUUACAUAUCUGCACUUAUCAUGAUUGUUAUACAAAAAUAUAAAAGUCAUUGUCGCUUAAUCACUGCAUUAUGUAAUGCAGUUAAAUAGAGACAUGUAAAAUGUGUUCAUAGUAAAUAGCCAUUACUAGCAAAAUCGCAAUAUUAACUUUCGACAUUUAAGUGUUGUCUGAGCCUACAAUGCAAUUAAUUACUAACUAUCCCAACUCAACAAAAAUAUUUUUAGUUCGUAGUAUUCUCCAGAUUUCUUAUGCAGCAUAGACCAUGCUGACACAAACUUUUAUCAAGAUAAAAUUUUAGUGUAAAAGUGAAGAAGUUUUAUCUUAUGCAAAGAAAGUGUACAUAUCAGUAUCUUUUGAUGCUUUACUGGAGAAGAUAACAUACCAUUAUAUGGAAUCUGUCAAACCAAAUUGAUGCAACUUAUGUGAUAUAAAUGAUAAUAUAAAAUAUAUAUAUUGAUUAUUCUUUUUACAUUUUAUAUAUCAGUUAGACAAUUCUUUUUUUGAGCAAAAAUGACACAUCACACUACAGACAAUCUUUUAAAAGCGGCUGUCAUCCAGAUUGGUGCUGGAGGAUCAGCUGGUUUUGUUGAAGUUUGUAUAAUGCAUCCGAUGGACCUUGUUAAAACACGUUUUCAGCUUCAAGUGAAGACAAUGAAUUUAGAUCCAUUAUAUUACACAGGUAUCCGGGAUUGUAUGACUAAAAUGUAUAAAACUGAAGGAGUAAGAGCAUUUUGGAAGGGAAUUCUACCUCCUAUAAUUGUAGAGACUCCUAAACGCGCUGUCAAAUUUUUUACGUUUGAGCAAUAUAAACAGUUUUUCUUAUUCGGCAGUAGUGCACCCACUCCAUUGACAUUUUCAUGCGCUGGUUUCUUCGCCGGUGUUACAGAAGCUAUAUUAGUUAAUCCUUUUGAGGUGGUUAAAGUGAAAUUGCAAUCUAAUCGAAAACAUAUCAAAGAGAGCCCAUCAACAUUUGCGGUGACAAAAGAAAUCGUUUCAAAGUAUGGUUUGAAUGGUUUAAACAAGGGACUCUCAGCCACUAUAAUGAGAAACGCGGUGUUCAAUUCAUUUUAUUUUGGUUUUUAUCAUUCUGUUAAAGGAUAUAUACCAGUUAAAGAAGAACCUUGGUUGGAAUUUUUAACUAAAGUUGCUAUAGGAUUUGUGUCAGGCACGGUUGCUUCCUGUUUAAACAUACCGUUUGACGUUGCCAAAAGUCGUAUUCAGGGAUCACAAGAUGGUACACAAUAUAAAGGAACAAUAAAGACCAUGCAUAUUGUUUAUAAGAGAGAAGGAUUCAAAGCUCUGUAUAAAGGUUUGGUGCCAAAAGUCUUGAGAUUAGGUCCAGGCGGUGCUAUUAUGCUUGUAGUAUACGACUAUAUGCAUGUGUUUCUUACAAAAAAGUUUAAAGAUUAAUUUUUAAUUGCAUUUUUGGACAAGCUGUGAAAUACUAAGGAUAAGCUGUUUUCCUUUCUCCAAGAAGAUGCAUUUGAUUUAUAUAUGUAUAUGUAAUAUAUAUAUCAUAUAAAAUAAAUAUUCAUAUAAUUUUAUAAUGAAAA